AUGUCUGCAUCAGACUUUGCGCUUGCGCGGCGACAAGAGGUGCGGACGCUACUGAGCGCGCUGGUGGGCUCGCUGCUGCCGACGGCGGCGGUCGGCUCGACGAACCACAGCUUAGCGCUGGACUUUGCGCUCAACGGGGUCGACGACCAUCGGUUCGGCACGCCAUCACCGCCUGCUCUGCGCCGGACUAUGCGGCGGGUUCUGGAAAAGCUUCGCAUUCACUCGCUUCGAUCACGGGCAUAUCGGCUUGAUACUGCCUUUGCCGCCUAUCUGGACCUCCCCCUCGACGCCUCGUCCACGCCCGAGCUGCACUGGGCCGUUGUCGCCACCCUCCUCGCCCUCUCAGACUCGCCGUCAAACGCGCCGGCUGUCCCGUCGCAACGUCCACUGAGAGCAGACGCCUUUGAUCCGGAGCGCGGCGUUGAUGUCGACCCGUCGCAGCUCCCGGUCGACCCGACGUACGUCUCGUAUGGCCUUGUCGACUCGGACGACGAGCCGCUGGAUACGUGCGCGCUGGCGCUGCUGCCUCGCCCCGGGAGCGCCCUGGCCAUCUCGGACGACGACCUCUCCGAGUGGUCGGAUGACGAGCUCGACGAAGAUGCUGGCGGCGAUGGCAACGGCGUUGGCGGUCCGGGACCAAGCCUCCACGUUGUGGUUGGCGUUGACGGGCCAGGUAUCGAGCCGCGCCGCGAGACGGCGACAGCCUCGGCUGUGUUCAGUAGCUUAGAGCGACAGAGAGUGGCGGGAGCGGCGCGGGCACUGCCACGGGAGCUCACAGCACUGGCGUUUGUGAGCGGGCCGCAUAGCGAGGCCACCCGCCGCGAGGCUGAGGAUGGGCAGUACUGGCGGGGCGACCGAGUGCUGGACGCGUUGCCACACGAUUCUCUUGCCGCGCGGUAUGCGGCGUACUGCGCCGAGCGGGGCGGGUUUGAGUCAGGUGCGACACCAGCGUCGCGGAUGAAUCAGACCGACGUUGUGCGCGAAGUACUGUGGAUGCUGCAGGGCCACGCGACGCCGAUUUUCGCAGCAGUUCCUGUCGGCAAAGGCGGGAGCCCGCGUUUCGAGGUCGUGCCGGACGCGUGUGUGCCCGAGGUGACUCGCGGCGCGCUGCGGUCUGCACUUUACGACUUUGCGGAUGCCGGCAGCGGCGUGGCGCUGCUGCGUCUGGUUGCGUCACUGGCGUCACCGCCGCCGGGCUCGCUCUUUGGCGCCGUCUUUCAGGCCUUUGCCCACUACUGCGGCCAGUGGCUGAACACGAGGCUUGCGCCGCUGGUUGCAGAGCUCUCACAGGCUGCGCGGCGACGAGAGAGUGCACACGGCGACGCCGACGCAGUCACGCUUCUCGACGCUUACGUUGCGCUCCAGCCGAGUCUCCGGUCGGCGGAGACGCUUGCCGGGCUGGCGAUGACAGUGCUGCCACAAGGCUGGACAAGCCUGGUCUCGUCGACGCCUGACGCGCCGCUCGUCUUUGUCCUCGACGCAUCGGCAGUCGAUGGAUCGGCACCCAAGGCUUAUGUGGCGGCGAGCCUUCUCUCGGGUCUGUACCAGCAAGCGCGGCUUCGAAACGGGCCCGAGUCCGAGACGCUCGCGAGUGCGUUUUGGGCUGCGCUCCGGCCGUACAUGGGUUGGCUCAAUGGCGCACCGGAUCCGUGGGGCGAGUUCAUGCUUGUGGCACCAGUCGAGGGUGCGGCGUCGCGGGUUGCUGGUGAUGUUCCGGUCUCGGAAGCGCUCGCCGAGUGGGACGACUUGCUCCGUCCUCGCUCACCGGACGCCGUGCCUUCGUUCCUCACUCCGGUUGUCGACGUCAUCCGCGAUCUCGGCAGGGCGCAGGAGAUCGCACCGACGCUCGGCAUUGUGCUGCAGAGCAAGAGUGCAGGUGUGAUUGGUUCGGAGCAAGGAUGGCCGACAAGGGUUGCCGCCCGGUCAAAGGCAGACAGAGCUGCUUCUGAGGCUCUCGUUGCGCACCCGGAGCACUUUGUGCCGUCGGUCGGGAGCUCGGCACAUGUCGCGCUGCCUGUCCUCGUGCCACAGCCACUGAGGCUGGAAGAGCAGUGCGUGGACAAAGCUAAUGCUGAAGUCAUCGAGGGCGACUACGAUGUGCGGCGCGAGGUGGAGCGGUUGGUACUUGCGCCGCUGCGCGAGUCGCAGCUCCUCACCUGCACCCUCGUGAUGCGGCGGGCGCUGGAGGGAAGCAAUGGCAUUGUGGCAACCGUCGGUCUCCUCCGCGAGGCGCUCGACGAUGGGAGCGGCGUGCGGAGCGGGUGGGGAGUGCAGCUCGAGCUCAACCUGCAGCUUGCGGCUGCGGUGGGGAGCGAGGCGCUGAGCGUGCAGCUCGACGGCGAAGGCGGCGACGUGGUUGACCGAUUGCGGAUCGAGGCACAGGUGGCAUGGCCCGCGGCAGCGGUUGUGCGGAGCGAGCAUGUGGAUGCGUACAACGAGGUGCUGCGGUUCCUGCUCCGGAUUCGCGGUGCCAAGAGCGCGCUGGCGCGGAUGGUGGUCGAGUCGCGGGUGCGACGUAGCGAGAGCGGGAUCGGGACGCGUACGCAUGCGCUGCAGGUCUUCCGGGCGCGGCUGUACCACUUUGUCGUCAAUCUCGAGCAGUACAUGAUGACGCGCGUGGUCGAGUCUGCGUGGGGCACGCUCAUGAACGAGCUGAAGACGGCAGCGACGCUCGACGCGGCGCGGGCGGCGCACGCUGGGUAUCUCUCGGCAGUGGUGGAUCGUGCACUGCUUGGGCCCAAGGCGCGGGUUGUCCGCGAGGGCAUCGAGAAGGUGCUCAAGCUCGCGCUCGCCUUCCGGCAUGAGUUUGACGUCUACGUGGCGGCGGUCGAGAGCUUCCGGGUCCGCGACGAGAGCGCGUCCGAGGCGCGAAUGCAGGCCAUGGAGUCGGACUUUGACUCAUGGAUCAAGUUCCUCCUCGGAGUGGUGGCACGCAUCACCGGUGGGACCAGUGGCGGGAGCUCGUAUCCGCACCUACUGGACCUGCUCAUCCGACUCGACUUUAACUCGUACUACGGGGUGGCGCCGUAGCGGCCUCCUGUGCGACGCGAAC
Molecule: messenger RNA, 3052 nt
Organism: Thecamonas trahens ATCC 50062
Lineage: Eukaryota; Apusomonadida; Apusomonadidae
Exons: 2
Coding region: 1-3030 (1009 amino acids)
Biological process (GO): spindle assembly; mitotic cell cycle; meiotic cell cycle
Cellular component (GO): equatorial microtubule organizing center; spindle pole; gamma-tubulin complex
Molecular function (GO): gamma-tubulin binding; microtubule minus-end binding
Source: RefSeq, a predicted model, not a curated record